This is a messenger RNA of Dunckerocampus dactyliophorus (ringed pipefish), 3412 nucleotides long. RefSeq names its product NudC domain containing 2 (gene nudcd2). Gene Ontology annotation, cellular component: cytoplasm. The coding region runs from base 168 to 641 and encodes 157 amino acids. The transcript has 4 exons. NCBI's taxonomy places the organism in Eukaryota, Metazoa, Chordata, Actinopteri, Syngnathiformes, Syngnathidae. The record is from RefSeq and is a predicted model, not a curated record. Gene Ontology annotation, biological process: protein folding.
CACUACUAUGUGAGGAAGAAUACCUGUACAUUUGGCCAGAUUCUGUAGCAACGCAACUAAUCAAGAAAACCAAACAUUCAAGAUGUUCGCAACUGUCAUAUAGAUAUUACGGUAAAUUAUAAUAGCAAAUUACCUCUACGAUCAGAAUAUCAAAUUGAAUCCGCGACAUGUCGGUGCACUUCGACGAGAGGAGCGGGGUGGUCCCCUGUCAGACAAGCUGGGGUUCAUGGAGCCAAACUAUGGAGGAGGUCUUUGUCGAAGUCAACGUUCCUCCGGGGACGUCUGCUAAAGAAGUGAAAUGUCAUUUGGGAGCCAGAGACAUCGAGCUGCACGUCAAAGGGAAAGAGGUUAUCAAGGGGAGGUUGUUUGGCACAACUGUGUCGGAUGAAGCUACAUGGACUCUCGAAGAUAAAUGUCUCAUCCGAAUUGUCCUGAUGAAGACCAACAGAGAGGCUGGGAACUGCUGGUCUUCCUUGUUAGAGGGAGAGUACUGUGCCAAUGCUUGGGUCCAGGACCAGAUGCAGAGAAAGCUCACGCUGGAAAGGUUCCAGCGAGAGAAUCCCGGAUUUGACUUCAGCGGUGCAGAGAUUUCUGGAAACUUUGCUGGUGGUGGUCCAGACUUCUCCAGCUUACAGAAGUGACUUGCCUACAUAAUUUAAUACUGAGGUUGUCAGGUUGGCCUAAUGAGUAUCCACAGCACAAAGGAACUGAAACUGUAGACUGACUAGAUCUGAUGAUGUAGGAAGCCAAGUUUCACUGCCAAUGGAUGUUACUUUGAGAUUGUCCCACCAGUCUGGUCCUGAUGCAGAAGUAGCUCAUGUUUGAGUGUACUACAGAGGACAAGUGUUGACAGUAGACACGCUGGUGUUGCUUUUGAAGCGACAAGCACUCAAAGAUAGCUUUUCAAUAAAGUUUUAUUGAAAGGUACAAGUACAUUUGGAGAUAGUGUUUUCAGUCCUUUUGAAUGUAUUUUUGGAACUAAAAGUGACACUUGUCAUACAACACAAAGAAAUUGGAAAAGGAAAUGCAAUGCAAAUUCCAUUGUCUUCGUAAUUGAAAACGUGUGGCGCUUCACUCUGUGCCAUCAAAUGUAUCAAAUGGAGAAAAAAAACCCUCAUCUUCAAACGCUGAUGACCGCUCACGUUAAGUGAAUGUGGCGGUUUCACCAAUAGCUUUAACUUGCUCUUUGAAAAAAAGAAAAAAAAAACACCUUGGGUAGGAGUGUGCAUUCAAGACAGCUUAGCAACCUAGGGUGGAAGUUAAGGAUUUUGGGCCCGAUUUCUUGGUUCCAUAUUUUUGUUUCUCAAAAUCCUUCUCCCUCCUCUUCCACAUGGUGGACUGAGGACCUAGGUGGUUCAAUACUUUGAGCUUAAAACAAACAACCCGUUCCAGGAAAUACCAAACACCAUGGUACGGAUUCAAACAAGGACAUACUUGUGCACUCGCACACCCGCGGAAAUAGAAGUGACAGGAUAGUUGUCUGUUAAGUAGGAAAACUGUUUUAACUUAGAGAACGCCAUCUCACUGUUGAGGCUCUUUAAGUUAAAAAAAAAAAAAAAAAAAAAAAAGCCUAAUCACCUGAAAAGGUACAUCCAAUCAGAGAAUAAGGUAAUUUCGGGUCAGGUGAUGGCAUGGUGGCCAAGACUUUUAACAAGCUGACUCAGGUAUGGUGGGAAGAUGAGUGAUCUUGUAGUAGCUGUGCUUAAGCUGACGAGCCGUUCUUCCCGAAAUUGUCCAGCGAAGCCUCUGGCUGUUGGGCCUGGAGCACUUGGUGGUGGCGUAUUCAGCCAGGCAUUUCCCCACCAACUCCCGCACACACACAAGAUCGCCAUCUUUGAGCUGUAAACAAACGCGUUUAACAGUUAAAACGGAAGAACAGUUUGUUGUGGUAAUACUUGAACCACUUACAUGCAGUGGUAUCCAAUAAGACCUCCUACAAUGUUACUUACAGUCAGUAUCUUAUGCAGAUUGUUCAGGGCCUCAGAAAUGUUCUCCCUGUGCUCUGGGUCAUGUUGGUUGUCAACCUCAAGACACAAGAGAGCCAUGGCAAGCAGAGAUGGCUGCAGACGAACCGAAGAAACAGGAUACUCACUUUAACAAGUGACAAUAAGUGUGCAAUAAAACCUCACUUCAUGACAUGUGGUCAGAAGAUCAGGAACCUCCCAGCCAUUUCGGCCUUCAAUACAAAAGCUCCAAGAAGCCUCAGGUUCAUAUUGCCAAAUAGCAAUAUGUUUUAUUUCAGCACACAUAUGAAAAUCAUUUCUCAAGAUGCACCCUUAAAGUUCGCCUCCUUAGCUGCUGACACAUGCUAGAAUGCCCAUAAUGUUACUCCAUGUUGUUUUUUAGUGCGGCUUCACUGUAUUUUGGUCUGUUUUCAUUUAUUUAUUUUACCAUGGUAAAAGAAACCGAACAGGGGUGGGAAACCAUGUUUACAAGCCCUUUUAAUGAAUUCAAACGCGAGCGAACAAACUCACGAUGUGAAAGCACCCUCAGUAUUUAGCAGGACACCUACCUUCAAUUUGGAGAAGACAAAAGAGCAGUGGCAAGCUUUCAGUUGAGCCUCCAGUCUCUCGAGGCUCAGGAAGUUCUCACUGUUAAAAGACAAAUCUUUAAGAAUAACCACUUUGACCAUAUUUAUAUUCUAAAUGAAUUCAUCUGCUGAAUAAAGACAUGCAUCCAAAAAUCUACAGGUCCCAAAUACUUCUAGCUACUGUUCUCUUUUCAGUGCCAUGUCUAGUUGAGCGAUGUUGAUGUGCUGACUUGUCCUCACCUCUCAGUGCCAAGCUGCUCCUGGACAUGGCUGUGAAAGAGGCGGAGGAAGCGGAGGGCAGUGGGCGCCUUCACCUUCCAGUUGACUUUCUCCAUAAUGAUCUUCUCCAUCCGCAUCAUGUCAGACACGGUGAAGCGGUUCUGACUGAUGCGGAUCAGGUCGUUGGCGAGGGGGACAUUUUUCUUGUCUUCCGAGGACUUCACAGCGAUGUAGAAGCAGCAGAGACCCACACAGGACAGGUGCUUUGGUUGUAUCUGCAGAGAGCAGGCAUUGAGAACUGUGGAACAUUUGGUAACCGUCAACAAGACCUGAAUUUCAGGUGUUACUGUACAAACCUUCAUGACCGAGAGGAAGCGGUCUAGCAGGCUGAUGGCCAGAGAGAAAGUGUCAGAGCUGAAACCAAAGAACCUGGUCAGAGUGAGCAGGUCCUUCACCUCCAGCUCUCGGAGUCUGGUCGUCAUCCUCAGUCCAUUAUCCUGUGCACUCUCAAUGAUCCUCAAACCACUCAGUUUUGGCUGGAAGCGGCCCUCCAGGUCUGUUAAGGCCUUCAAUUGGACUGCAAAAGGCAGUGCUGUAGGUCCUGUCACCGUGUCAAUCAUCUAUGUGGACAUCACAAAAAGUUAUUAAUCAUUCAUUUUCUUC